Messenger RNA from Acipenser ruthenus (sterlet), 4158 nucleotides. Its product is annotated as macrophage mannose receptor 1-like. The transcript is spliced from 6 exons. The record is from RefSeq and is a predicted model, not a curated record. NCBI's taxonomy places the organism in Eukaryota, Metazoa, Chordata, Actinopteri, Acipenseriformes, Acipenseridae. Bases 259 to 1473 code for a protein of 404 amino acids.
AGAGAGAGUUAUAUCCUGAUUAAAGAAAAUAAAACCUGGUAUGAAGCUCAGCAGUACUGUAGAACAAACUACACCGACCUCGUCAGUAUAAAGAAUAAUGAUGAAGAUAAGAAAAUAAAGGAGAAAGCAAAUGGAACUGCUGUCUGGAUUGGUCUGUUCAAUAAUCCCUGGAAGUGGUCACACAAAGGGGAGUAUUCCUCUUUUCACAACUGGGGCAAAGGGGAACCAUACAGUGUAGGCAAUAAUAUCUGUGUGGAGAUGUAUGGUGCAGCGGGUGAGGAAAGAGGUAAAUGGAAUGAUGCUGGAUGCCAUUCCACCUCUCCCUUCUUUUGCUAUAAUGAAUCCUGUACAGACGCUUCCUGCACUAAAUACCACUUUGUGGCAACAGCUAUGAACUGGACUGCAGCUCAGACACACUGUAGAGAUAAAUACACAGACCUGGCCACUGUCCACAGCCAAGAGGAAGUAAAGCAACUCUCAGAUAUUUUAAACACUAGUACCAAUGCCUGGAUCGGGAUGUAUCGUGAUGUCAGUGAGAACUGGCAGUGGUCCAAUGGAGAUGAAGUCACCUACAACACGAGACGUGUCAAACUCUUCUGUGCUACAGUCAGUAAAGAUAGAGAUUGGACCGAUUCUGUCUGUCAUGAUACAAAACAUUUCAUAUGUUAUGACAGUCGUAAAGGUAUUUUCUUUUCUGUUAUGCUCUCUGUGAUGCGGUGUAUAGACCCCAAACUACGUCUCUCAAGCUUCUCCGGAGACACCAGAGAGAGAUAUAUCCGGAUUGAGCAACCGAAAACCUGGUAUGAAGCUCAGCAGUACUGUAGAAAACACCACACUGAUCUAGUCAGUGUAAAGAAUGAGGAUGAAAAUAAUAAAAUAAAGGAGAAAGCAAAUGGAAAACCUGUCUGGAUUGGUCUGUUCAAUAACCCCUGGAAGUGGUCGGAUGGGGGGGAUAAAUACACGCCUCAGAACUUGUCAGAAAAGCAACCUGACAAUUAUGAAGGCAAAGAGAAAUGUGUGACGAUUCAAAACAAAACUAAUAAGCUUACAUUAAAUGAUGAUCAAUGCAGCAAAGCACACCCCUUCUUCUGCUAUGACGAUGGCAGGAAGCUGUUCCUUGUGAAGGAGAAUAAAACCUGGGAGGAAGCCGUGGAGUACUGCAGAUCAAACCACACUGACCUGGUCAGCAUCGGGUCAAAGCAGGAGCUCCAGAGGGUGUACCGAAAGGCUAAAAAGGCCAGCUCUUCACAUGUCUGGCUCGGGCUGCUGCAGAGCUGUACCUUUGGCUUCUGGUACUGGGUGGACGGAGCCCAGUCCUGUUAUGAUAACUGGGCUCCAAAACCCCGAUCUCAGUCUGGGUGUAACCAGUGUGGAGUCAUGACUGCAAGGAACGGGUCAAAAUGGACUGAAAAACCCUGCACUGAGAGGUUCAACUUCAUCUGCUACAACGGUACAACUGGCUCUUCUCACUGAUGGCUCUCAGUGCUACAGCUUCUGCAGCAGAAUCAGCUUCUUCCUGUCAGGCUCUCUGCCAUUGCUUCAUGGGGACGAAUGGCUUAUUUUCUUUGGAUUUGGAAUGAUAUGUUAAAUGCAUUUUGUUAAAGUGAUAAUGCCCAAGGCUUUUACAGAUACACUUCAUGGCAAAUUGUUGUGUUCUUUUGCUGUGUUUUAGUUUUAUGGCUGGUUUAACACCCCUUUGAUUGACAUUUAUAUUGUGCUAUCUUAUCUAAGGUAACAUUACUGUAGGUAGCAGGUUUGUGCUAACACCAGUCAUUAGUUUUCUCAGUUUUUUUCCAACCCCCUUGGACACUCAAUAUGCUGUACUCUCUAGGUGGUGACAAGAUAAAUGGGCUCCACCUCAGUAAAAAAUAAAAUCUGAGAAAAGUUAACAAAUCUGCAGGAAAACCAAGUUGUUCCAGAACAGGGGUGGUCAAAGUUGGCCCUUCCACUGCUGGUCUUUGUUACAACCCUGUUCUAAAUUGUUAAAUCAAACCAAUUAAACCUCCAUCCAGACCCUGAAGGAGUUAAUUAUAUCAUUGUUUCUGUUAAACCUGGGAUGGAAUGGCCCUCCAGGGCUGUGAUUGGACACCCCUGUUCUAGAAUCUUUCUUCAAAGUUAUAUUUUUCUUAGUUGUCUGUACAUUGAUUGGUUUUAAGCAGUGUUGGGGAGAAACACAAUGCAUGUCAUGCAUUACUAUAACAUUAGUACAUUUUUCAGUAACUUGUAACAGUAGACAGGUAACUAAAUGUGUUAACAUACACAUUUUAUGUUAAUAAAUAAGUUACUUUUAGUGACAUUUCUUCUUUAAAAAAAUGCAUAACUUGGAUAUUAGAAAGCACUUCAACAGUGCAGGUCAAACCACACAGGUCACGUUAUCACCGAUAGCUAGAUCUUCAAUGAAUAUUUUGAGCUGUAGUCUGACCAAACCGAAAAACAAAUAGCUCUGUAAAAUGUAAACUGUGCCUGAGAAGUAACUAUUUGUAAACAUAACUAUAAAUAGUUCGAUUUUUUCCAAUAACUGUAAAGCAUUACUUUUUAAAAAGUAACUUCCCAACACUGUUUUUAAGUUAAACAUAGCCUCUGAUACAAUGUAAAAGCAUGUUUUUUCUAAUAUGAUUUAAGUUUUUAUAUUUGAAAUAUUUUUUUCUUUUUCAUAUUUUAUUGUGUUUGGUGUUUAAGUUGUAUUUUAAAAGCAUUGAAUAACCGUAGUUGACUUGAUUUACCUACAAGCCACCACUGGAUCAUUUUACAGCAGCAGGGAAUCCCACUGGAUUGAACCCGUCAUUGACCCGAGGUCACCCCUAGAAUGGGUGUCUGAUGUAAUCCAAAUGGGUUUCCCUGGUGCUGUGCUACACGCCAAUCAAAUCCAGCUUCGACUAAUGCCAGCUGGGUAUACAGUAGGCAGAUUAAAUCACUCCAUAGUAAUGUUUCCUGUAUCAUCCCUUAUAAAAGUUUAUCACGAUAUUGUUGCACUGCUGCCAUGCUUUUCUCAUGCUUAUACUAUGCAUUUACUAUAGUUUACCACGGUUUGCCAUGUUUAUUAAUAUGCUUUACCAUAUAGCACCUCUCUUUGGUUUACUAAGAUUUUACUGUGGAAAACUUUAUAAAGGAUUGAACACGCUUUUCUAUUUUAAAUCCGUGUUUUUAAAUUGACAUUACAAUAUAUAAAUAUAUAUAUAUAUACACAUAUAUUACUGCAUAACUGUCAUGUGUGUUCCCUCUUUGUUUCAAAACAAUUGUGAAAUAUAUAAAGGACAGUGAAUUAGUGAAAGGUCCAUACAGUGUGCAUACAAUUCACUGUCCAUAUGGACUAAAUUAUUUAAUUUGUGAAUAAUCUAAUUGUGAAAUUACAAAGGGAGCACCAGACAGUAUAUACACUGACUGGGACAUUGUUUAAUUGGAAAUGGGGUUUGUAUUGACCAGAAAUGAAAGUUGAUGUGAUUUGGGCUACUGUAACAUCACUUGUCUGUGGGCUCCGUGAUUACCUGUGUGCUGCCAGAAUUGUGCUUUCUAGCCAAUGAGAGGUUUAUCUGCAUGUUGCAAAUCCAGGAGUCUGUUUUAAUCAAUGGACACUUUGGUCAAUGCAGCCCCUGCAUGGACGGAGCCACUGACCUGGCCCCUGUGAAGUUACAGUGAUCCUUCCCAUUGAUCCUUCACACAGCUUAAUGGAUAAUGCAUAACAUGACAUAUUUCAAGACCACAUAGAUUUGCAUACAUUCCUCUAAUUUUCAGUCCAGUCAGUGUAUAUUAUUAUUAUUAUUAUUAUUAUUAUUAUUAUUAUUAUUAUUAUUAUACUAAAAACAAUUGCUUUAAAAGCCUCAUUUCUGGAAACAUCCCAGUAUCAUAGAGACUGUUUCUAAACGUUGAUUCUUUGAUUCUGUUAUGAACACUGUAUAGGUUUGCAUAGUGAUAAAGAAAGAACAAUUGAUGGGAUGUUAUGUUUUGGUAGUUUGGGGUGUUGUAUUGUCGAUUGUGAGAGGACAAAAUGGAAACUUAAAAUGCAAACAGAAACACAAAGUUCUUUAAAAAAAAUAGUAAUGUUAAGAAAUGAUUUGUAAGGCUACUGCAUAAAGCAAACAAAUAUGGUAUAAUAUUUUAAGUAAUGUAUUCUAUGCUUGCUGUAACUGCUUGGAUAAAAAAAAAAAAAAAUCAAUAAAC